Messenger RNA from Rhopalosiphum padi (bird cherry-oat aphid), 3985 nucleotides. Its product is annotated as arylsulfatase B-like. NCBI's taxonomy places the organism in Eukaryota, Metazoa, Arthropoda, Insecta, Hemiptera, Aphididae. Bases 648 to 2354 code for a protein of 568 amino acids. The transcript has 9 exons. The record is from RefSeq and is a predicted model, not a curated record.
CGGAAGACGGAUAAUGAGAGAAAAAUCGCUGGCCAGCGAUGGCCGCGUAUCAAGCGUUAGUAUAAAUAGGUACCGCGAAUUCGUUAGCGGACGCAGUCCAGUCGGCACAAGCGCUCCGGUCGUGUCCGUUUACAUUUCGCGCGUCUUCCGGGUAUAUUCGAAAUAAUUCAACGCGCGCAUAUAUGUAGAUAUAUAAUCGAGAUAUCCGCGAAUCGCGCUACACCGUGUAAAUCGUGCCGAAACAUUUAAUAUACGCACACACACACAUAUAUAUAUAUAUAUUGUAUAGGUGUACACUGCAUGUUUAAUACCCACGUCGAAUAGUCUGUGAAAAGGUAUAAUAUCACAAUAAUAUAAUAAUAUUUAUCGACGGCACACUUUGCCGACAGUAGGCGCAGUAGCGAUUUUUCUUUCCCGUCCGUACGCGAAUUAGGGCACAUAUAUAGGAAAAAAAGAAGAGGGAAAACCCGUUGUUUUUUGACGUUAUAUCAAUAUUAUUAUUUUAUUCACUCCACCGCCGUCGCCGUUCGGAAAACCGAUCUCAGCUAGGCCGCCAUAAUCGCGUUCGGUAUCUAAACACAUUCGCUCAAAUUUCGUCGCAGUCACUCGCACAGUCGCCGUCACCGCCGCCCACACGCUGAGGACUCAUGGAAGUUACACGGUCGUCACUGUGGUUCCUGGUCGCGUUGGCCGCCGUCUUGCAACCAGCCCGACCUCAGACUUCCAAGCCGAACAUCGUUUUCAUUUUGGCCGACGAUUUGGGAUGGAACGACUUGAGUUUUCAUGGUUCUGAUGAAAUCCCGACACCCAACAUUGAUGCGCUGGCAUUCAACGGUGUUGUACUCAACAAUUUAUAUACUCAACCGGUAUGCACGCCGUCUCGAGUGGCACUGAUGACUGGAAAGUAUCCCAUUAAAUUAGGUAUGCAAGGUCCUCCGACAUACGGCGCCGAACCAAAUGGCUUACCGCUGUCUGAGAAACUGUUACCGGAAUACCUCAGAGAAUUGGGAUACACGACUCGAGCUAUAGGAAAAUGGCACUUGGGUUUCUACAAACAGGCCUAUACACCCACGCGACGAGGUUUCGACUCGCACUUUGGCUAUUACACAGGAUACAUCAGUUAUUACGAUUACAUACUUCAAGACGUCUACCAGAAUUUUGGCGAAUUCCACGGGUUUGACAUGCGACGAAACGACACUAUCGCCUGGGACGUGGCCGGAAAGUACGCCACUGACGUAUUCACCGACGAAGCUGUGCGAUUGAUCAAAGAACAACCAGCCGACCGGCCUCUGUUCAUGUAUUUAGCGCACGUGGCCGUGCACACAGGCAACAGGGGUAAGAAUUUGGAGGCACCACAGUCCGAAAUCAACAAGUUUAAUCACAUUUUGGAUCCAAACCGCCGAACUUACGCAGCUAUGGUGUCCAAACUAGACGAGUCUGUGGGUCGAGUAGUGGAGGCACUUACGGAAAAGAAAAUGUUGCAGAACACUAUUAUCGUGUUCAUGUCAGACAACGGGUCACCGUCGUUCGACAGUUCUGGUCGGGGUUUCGGACCCAACGUCGGUGUAACAGCCAACUGGGGUUCCAAUUUCCCGUACAGAGGUAUAAAAAACACACUAUGGGAAGGUGGCGUUAAGAGCGCGUCUUUUAUCUGGGCUCCACAAUUCCAGGAAAAUCCUCGCGUUUCCAAACAGCUCAUGCACAUCACCGAUUGGUUGCCGACGUUAUACUCGGCUGCAGGCGGAAAUGCGGGAUUUUUACCAAAAAAUCUAGACGGAUACGAUCAAUGGACAUCUCUCACAUUAAAUUUACCAUCGCUUCGUAAUUUCGUUUUACUCAAUAUAGAUGAAAAACAGCGUUACGCGGGUAUUCUCAAAGACAACUGGAAAUUAAUUGUCGGUUCCACGGCGAACGGGUCACUGGACGGGUUCUUCGGAGCGACCAGACCGCGGACCCCGUACAACGCGACCGCCGUGCUGUACAGCCCGGCCGGCCGCGCGCUCGCCCGGCUGUCCAACUCGCUGCCGUUCGCCACCGGCGGCACAGCGGGGCCGAUGAGCGGCGUCCGCGACCUGCUGGCCAUGCGGUACGAGUCGACGGUCCGGUGCAACCCGUCGCCCGAGGGACCGCGGGCCCGGUCGCCGUGCCCGGCCGGCGAGGCGUGCCUGUUCGACCUGGUGGCCGACCCGUGCGAGACCAACAACGUGGCCAAGAAAUACGUGACGGUCAGCGGUCAGCUGUACGAGGCGCUCAAGUACUACAGGCGGCUGCUGGUGCCGCAGACCAACCGGCCGUUCGACCCGGCCGCCAACCCGGCCCGGUUCAACAACACGUGGUCCACCUGGAUGUACUGAUGACCGGACGUCCGUCGCUGUAAACGUGCAUCACUAUAUUAUUAUUAUAUAUACGUAUUCCCCGCACAGAUUCCUCUGAAAAAAGAUUCCGGUAAAUCCACUUGAGAACAUAAUACGCAUUAAACGCGAAAAAUAACGGUCAUUAGACGCAUCGAUAUUUUAAAGUCUCUUAUUAUAUUGUAGAUGGGACGAAAAACCCGUAUUCUGUACGUUGGUGUUUAGUCGACGGUGUUUUUUUAACGCGGCGUGAUUCGCAGACUACUCUUUAAAUCUUCUUGAUAUCUUCCAAAAAACAUAUUAAUAAUGUUCUUUAAAUUCGGUACCACAAUUUUUUAGUACAUAAACUACAAGCAUAUAUGUAUAUAUAUAUAUAAGUAUCGUACUACACUGGAUUGCCAAAACGAAAUCCCUUGUAGCGACCCGUAUGGGUUGAAAAAAGAAGCUUAUAAGACGAUUAUUAACGUCCGCGAACAAACAAACCGGCUAUUGAUAAAUGCACUGUACGGAAGAUGUGUCAUCCACUUCGUAUUUUUGGUGUCUAUUUAGUAUCUUAACCUUUUGGAACUUUUCGGGGAAAUAAUAUGUGCGUAUAAUGUCCACUUUUGAGCAUUGUAUAGUUAAGCAUUUCUAUAUAGGCUCUCGUUCACGUAGUUGUAAUUAUUAAGCAUAUAUUUUUAUUUUGUAUAAUUUAUUAAUUAAUAUUAUUACACGUCCCUAUUUAUUGUACAUGCUGUAUGUCGGAUGAAUUCAGUAAUAAUACUUUUGAAUGUUUAUAUUGUUGUGUAACUUUAUAUAAAUAGCUAUAGGUACUAUCAAACGAAAGACAGAACGUAAAAUUGUAUUUUGUCGUUCAAUUUUGUAUAAUUUUUCAAUUAUUUAUUGAGAACUGUUUUCUUUGUAUUUUCAUUAUUUUUUAGGUUACUUUGUUGACAUUUUAUAUUUGAUGAUAAAUACCUAUGUGCCUAUAUACACGUUUAUAUAUAACUGAUAAACAGAUAGAUAGAUGCUUCGAGACUGCAGACUAUAAUAAUUACAAUAUAAUGUCUAUACAUAAUAUAUAAUAAUAAUUGCAUGCUAUGUUAUAAAUUUUUUCAAUUACACAUAUUAAAUAUUAUUAUUAUUAUCAUUAUUAUUUUUUAAUUAGGGAUAGAGGCAUUAACCAUAGGUCAUUAGCCUAUUAAGUUCAGGCCACUACGCUCGUUCAUAAAUUAUUCAUACGCAAUAGCCUUAUUAAUGCCUGUAAUUUUGCAAAUAUUGCACUAUAAUGUUAAUAUAAUUAACGCUAUGAUCUAAACUUUAGAUUCUAAACUGUGUGGGUCUUGGCUCGAUAUAUUUUAAUUAUUCCUUUUUAAUAUAACUAUUUUACUUUUGAUUUAAUGUUUCGUUCAAGUAUAGGUAAUUAUUUUAAACGUAAUAGCAUUAUUUUUUUUUUUUUAAAGAACUGACAAAAUUUAAUUUUAAGAUACAACACAUAUUAAUUUUUAAUACAUCUAUGAUUUUUAUAUAUAUUAACUUUGUAUUAUUUAUAUUAAUAUUAUUAUAUAGAUACUAUAGUAUUUAUUAUGGUAAUUCAAACCUGUAUGUUUGUCAGUAUAGUGCAAAAUUAAAGGAAAUACGAUUAUUGUGAUAAA